CCUGAGUCGCCGCCAGCAGCCGCCAUACAGUAGUCGUCGCGACCGCAAUCGAAUACCACGCACCAUCGGCCCGCAGCAGCGGCCAUCCAACCAUGGCCUGUGUACACAGAACAAUGAUAAGGACUUGGGUCCAGCUUACACUGGUCGUCCUGUGCUACGCGGACCCUCAGCUGGAUUUACCCCCGCUUUCUUCGACGCCAAGGAAUCCAUACGGGCUGGGCGUAUCCAGUACCCAAUCCAUAAACGCGCCUGGGAAUCAGUACGAUACCAGAAACUUUGCGUACAGCACCGGGCGAGCUCCGACGACGCCCGGGGUUUAUCCGGUUUCAUCCACCCCGUAUCCCAUAAACCCGGAUAUCAGUAACAAUGGCUACCCGAGCGUAGAUUAUGGCGGUAAUCCGAGCUCCACGUUCCGUCCGUACGACGAGAGGAACCGGGAGGACAGGAUAGAUAUCACCAAUGACCCCAAUUUCAGACGAAACGAUCCUAACUUCGUCCGCAAUGAUCCCAACUACCUCGGGGCUAACCCGUACGAGUUUAAUUCUAAUGCCAUCGAUGACAGGCUUCACCGGGUUAAUCUGCAGCAGAUACGGGAUUUCUUGAUCCAGGCUGACGAUCAGGCUUCUAAGGAGUGCACUAACAAUGUGGCCGCGCAGUGGAAUUUUGAAACCAACGUCAACGAUGCUACCCAACAUGCAGCUCUGGACGCCCAGCAACGCUACACGCUGUUCCAGCGUGGUCUCUGGGAGGCUGCUCAGCAGGUCCCCCGAGGAGCGGUCAGGGACUUCGCUACCUUCCGUCAGCUGCGUCUGCUGUCCAUCAUCGGAGCUGCUGCGCUACCUCCUGAUCAGCUUGAUAGAUACAACAGAAUCAUCAACGACAUGCUGGCGGUCUACAACACGGCGGAGAUCUGCGCGUACAACGAGCCCUUCAAGUGUGGGCUACACCUCCAACCUGAUCUCCAGCACAUCAUGUCCCACUCAAGAGACUGGGACGAGCUGCAGCACGUGUGGACGGAGUGGAGGAGGAACACCGGGAGACGGAUCAGGGAUCUGUAUGAACAGCUAGCGGAUUUGACGAAUCAAGCUGCGAGGCUUAAUAACUUUACCGAUGCUUCGCAGUACUGGAUGUUCCCGUAUGAAAUACCGAACAUGAGACAAGAAGUAGACGAAGUUUGGGAACAGGUGAAGCCCCUCUAUGACCUGUUACACGCGUACGUCCGUCGUCGUCUCCGCGAAGCCUACGGCCCUGAGCGCAUCUCCCGCUCCGCUCCCAUCCCGGCCCACGUGCUGGGAGACAUGUGGGGACAGAGCUGGUCCGGGAUCGUGCCCUUCACCCUGCCCUACCCGGGAAAGACCCUGGUUGAUGUCACGCCGGAGAUGAUUCGUCAGGGUUUCACCCCACUCUCCAUCUUCCAACUGGGCGAGGAGUUCUUCGUGUCCAUGAACAUGUCGGCCAUGCCGCAGGACUUCUGGGCGCUGAGCGUGUUCGAGCAGCCGCCGGACAGACACAUACACUGCCAGCCCUCCGCCUGGGACUUUUGUAAUGGACACGACUUCCGAAUCAAGAUGUGCACACACCCAGACCAGAAAGACCUGAUUACGGCGCAUCAUGAAAUGGCGCAUAUCCAGUACUUCCUCGCGUAUAGAAACCAGCCCAAAGUGUUCAGAGACGGAUCCAAUCCAGGUUUCCACGAAGCUAUCGGCGAAGCGAUCGCUCUCUCGGUUGCCUCUCCUCGCCACCUUCAGACCCUGGGCUUGAUCCAACGAUCCGUGGACGACACAGCUCACGACAUCAACUACCUCUUUACCCAGGCGAUGGACAAGCUGGCCUUCCUACCGUUCGCCCUGGUCAUGGAUAGGUGGAGAUGGGAUGUGUUCACAGGAGAAGUUAGAAAGGAGCAGUACAACUGUCAUUGGUGGAGAUUGAGGGAGCAAUACCAGGGUGUGAAACCUCCAGUUCUACGAUCCGAGUUGGACUUUGACCCGGGUUCCAAGUACCACAUCCCAGCCAACAUCCCCUACAUAAGAUACUUCGUGAGCACGAUCCUGCAGUUCCAGAUCCACCGGGCGCUGUGCGAGCGGACAGGACAGUACAUCCCCGGCGACACCUCCCGCACACUCCACAAGUGCGACAUCUACCGGAACCCGGAGGCUGGGAGGAUACUUACGCGUAUAAUGGAGCGUGGAUCCUCUGCACCAUGGCAGCAGAUACUACAGGAGACGAUCGGCGAGGGACGGCUGAAUGGUCAGGCGCUCCGGGACUACUUCAGGCCUCUCGAGGACUGGUUGAGGAGUGAGAACCUCAGGACUGGGGAAUACCUGGGCUGGAGUUACGAUGGAGACUACUGCAAGUUCAGCAUCGAAACCGCCGGUCUACAAGUGUAUGGAGGUUUCUACAACGCGGCUACAUCUCACUACAGCGUCUCCACGUAUAUCGGCAUUCUACUGACCUCCAUGUUCACCACAAUGUUUCUACGAUGGUGAUUUUUUCACAAAAAAUAUAAAAAAAUAAUUAUGUAAAAAUCUCAUUUUACCAAUAAAAUCAUUUAUGGUAGAGUUUUGUUACGAAUUAAAAGUAUUAUACUGUUUAAGGAUCUUAUAUUUAAACAUUUUGUAUGAUGCGUAAAACAUUAUGUAAAUACUAACAAAACGUAUGCGAUAUUUUGUAAACUGUGUUUUAUGUAUAAACUUUGAUAAAUUUGGAAAUCACUGCUCGAAAAAAUGUAGUCUGUUACGUAUUUGGAUGAGAUACGUAUCGAAUAUAUUAAUCGUCUGAUAAAGUUUGCAUAAAAUUACUAUAAAUAUUUCCAAAAGCUGCGGUAUUUUGUUUCUAUUUAUUUCAAAGAUAUUUUUGUUGAUUGACCAUUUAAGUUUUAUCUUGGCCAAUCUAUUUCAAUUAAAAAUACAUUUUAGAAACCGCAACUUUAAGAGCUAUAGAAUGUUUUAUUUUGUUUACUUUUAUAGACAAUUUAUUAGCAAAAUACUAAAAAUAUUUAAUUUCAUAACGAAAUGUGUAUCGAAAUAUUUACAACUGUAAGUAAAUACAUUUUUAUGAUAUUAAUGAAAUACGGGUUAGAGACGGUUAGAAGUUAUAACAAAAGCAUACAAUAAUAUAAUUUAAGUAAUAAGCGAUUUUUAAGUUUUAAUACUAAUUAUUACUAUUGUUUCCUUGAAUCAUACAAGGAUUUAUGACAGGUACUUCAUUAAUUUUA
Molecule: messenger RNA, 3214 nt
Organism: Aricia agestis (brown argus)
Lineage: Eukaryota; Metazoa; Arthropoda; Insecta; Lepidoptera; Lycaenidae
Gene: Ance-3
Product: angiotensin-converting enzyme
Exons: 12
Coding region: 93-2486 (797 amino acids)
Biological process (GO): proteolysis
Cellular component (GO): plasma membrane
Molecular function (GO): peptidyl-dipeptidase activity; metallopeptidase activity
Source: RefSeq, a predicted model, not a curated record